CCACCGGCGUGAUAGAUCGGCCCAGGGUUUCGCUCGUUCUCCGUAUUCGCCGUCGUUGAGGAGCGUUGGAUGUUUUUGCUUUUUGCUCCUGGGUAAAUCUCGGUUGCAAUGGCUGCUUCACCUCUGUCAGAUCACGACAAGAGAAAGCAAAUUAGUGUGCGCGGAAUUGCACAAGUAGAGAAUGUAGCUGGCGUAAAGAAGACCUUUAACCGACACCUUCACUACACUCUGGUCAAAGACAGAAAUGUUGCCACUCCUCGCGACUAUUUUUUCGCGCUUGCCUAUACGGUGAGAGAUCAUUUGGUUGGACGAUGGAUCCGCACCCAGCAAUACUACUACGAGAAGGACCCAAAGAGAAUCUACUACCUGUCCCUCGAGUAUUACAUGGGUCGUAGCCUGUCCAACACCAUGAUCAACCUGGGAAUCCAGAGUGAAUGUGACGAGGCAAUGUACCAGCUUGGUCUUGACAUAGAAGAGUUGGAAGACAUAGAGGAGGAUGCUGGCCUUGGAAACGGAGGCCUGGGCCGCCUUGCUGCCUGCUUCCUUGACUCCAUGGCAACGCUGGGUCUAGCUGCGUAUGGUUAUGGUAUUCGCUACGAGUACGGCAUCUUUGCACAGAAGAUCAAGGAUGGUGCACAGAUAGAGGAACCAGAUGAUUGGCUUCGUUUUGGCAAUGCGUGGGAGAAAGCUCGGCCCGAGUACAUGCUGCCCGUUAACUUCUAUGGCCGUGUGAUCCAGACUGAGCAGGGUGCCAAGUGGGUAGACACGCAGGUGGUAAAUGCGAUGCCAUACGACAGCCCCAUCCCUGGUUAUGCCAACAACACAGUUAACACAUUAAGGUUAUGGGCUGCAAAGUCACCGCACAGCUUCAAGUUGAGCUUCUUCAACGAUGGUGAGUAUGUGCAGGCUGUGCUGGACAGGAACCAUGCCGAAAACAUCACCCGUGUGCUCUACCCUAAUGAUAAUUUCUUUGAGGGCAAGGAGCUUAGACUGAAGCAGGAGUACUUCAUGGUAGCCGCCACACUGCAGGACAUCAUCCGUCGCUUCAAGUCGUCGCGGUUUGGCUGCCGCGAUCCUGUUAGAACCUCCUUCGACACUUUCCCUGACAAGGUGGCAAUCCAGCUGAACGACACUCACCCAUCGAUGGCAAUCCCAGAGCUGAUGCGCAUCUUCCUGGACAUCGAGGGCCUCACGUGGGAGAAAGCGUGGGACAUCACAGUACGCUCGUGCGCCUACACCAACCACACAGUGCUGCCUGAAGCCCUCGAGCGCUGGCCCGUCUCCCUGCUUGAGAACCUACUGCCACGUCACCUGCAGAUCAUCUACGAAAUCAAUGCCAAGUUCAUGGAUGUCGUAGCCAAGAAAUGGCCUGAUAACUUUGACCGCAUGCGUCGCAUGUCGAUGGUGGAGGAAGAAGGAGAAAAGAGAAUCAACAUGGCCCAUCUCAGCAUUGUGGGCGCACACGCCGUUAACGGUGUCGCCGCUCUGCACUCUGAAAUCCUCAAGGCUUCCCUAUUCAAGGAUUUCUAUGAGCUGUGGCCGGAGCGCUUCCAGAACAAGACUAACGGCAUCACACCACGCCGCUGGCUGCUGCUAUGUAACCCAACCCUGUCCGACGUCAUCGCUGAGAGAAUCGGUGAUAGCUGGAUCAGCCACCUUGAGGACCUGAGACAGCUGGAGCCGCUGGUACUGAACGACAUGUUUGUGAGAGAGGUGAUGACGGCGAAGCAAGAGAACAAGAUGAAGCUGGCAGAGCUGCUAAAGAAGGAUUACAACAUCAACAUCAACACGUCAUCGCUGUUUGAUGUGCAAGUAAAGAGGAUUCAUGAGUACAAGCGCCAGCUGAUGAAUUGCCUGCACAUGAUAGUCAUGUACAACAGGAUCAAGAAGAACCCUAAUCAUCCCUUUGUGGCACGAACCGUCAUGAUAGGUGGCAAGGCAGCUCCUGGCUACCAUACUGCCAAAGAUAUCAUUCGCCUGAUCUGUGCAGUGGCGAGAGUCGUAAAUAACGACCCGAUCGUGGGAGAUAAACUGAAGGUGGUGUACCUCGAGAAUUAUCGUGUGUCACUUGCCGAGAAGGUCAUUCCGGCAUCUGACCUCAGUGAACAAAUCUCCUUGGCUGGAACUGAAGCUUCUGGCACUGGCAACAUGAAGUUCAUGCUUAACGGAGCUCUGACAAUUGGCACACUGGAUGGUGCUAACGUAGAAAUGAGAGAGGAAAUGGGUCCAGAGAAUAUCUUUAUCUUUGGCAUGAAUAUUGAUGAUGUGGAUGAGCUGCACAAAAAAAACUACAACCCAAUGGACUACUACAACAGCAACCCUGAGCUGAAGCUUUGCCUGGACCAAAUCCGAGGUGGAUACUUCAGCCCCAAUGAUCCAUGCUCCUUCCAUAACUUGGUUGACACUGUUCUAUAUAAUGACAGAUUCUGCCUCAUGGCUGAUUUUGCAGCAUAUGUGAAGUGUCAAGAGAGAGUCAGUGAGGUCUAUGCGAACCCGAUGGCAUGGGCCCGCAUGUGCAUCAUGAACAUAGCUGCCUCGGGCAAGUUCUCGAGCGAUCGCACCAUCACCGAGUAUGCACGCGAGAUCUGGGGUGUCGAGCCCAACGACGUCAAGCUUCCAGCUCCGAACGAGGUGAAGGGAGACAAGACUACCCAGCUGCCCAGCACCUUUGAAUAGACUCUAGCAGAAGCACUGCUUGGGACGGGUGUGGGAGUGGUCAUGUCACGCGGUGACAGUUGUUGGUUAUUUACGACGUCCAAUAGUUGUUUCGAUAUAGAUGGUGGGAUUCCACUUUGCUGUUAAUGUUGUUGCUAGCUAUAAAAAGUGCACUCGUUUCAGUAUUUCCUCAGUGGCCGCAUGCGCGACUAGGAAAUGCACUUAGAUGAGAAUUUUCCGGUGAUUUCACUACUAUGGUGAUACAGUAAGAAUUGGCAGACCUCCGCAGCAAUCGCCUGUUAACAAUACUACAUGGGUUUGUGUCAAGGGGCACACGUGACCAGGUAGAGCUACUGAUGUUGAGGCUUAAUUCUGAUUAGCUAGUCUAUUUAACUUGAAAAAAUACUAAUUAAAAUGGAGUGAACUUCUUGUGGUGCAAAACCAAUCCCGCGUGACGAUAUUGAAGAAAAAACAAGUAACCGGUGUAGUGCUAGGCUGAGUCAGUGUGAGUGUAGUGCGUGAAUUUGCAAGCAACCUUAUGAUGAGUAAUUCUAUCUCGUAUAGGACUGCAAGUCAAUACAGCUAUAGUUGUGAUAUGCAGAACCAGUGAGUCGGUACCUUAUUCCAGUAUUCAGUGUAGGAAUGUUGGACAAAGUCAAACAUAGAAUGGCCCGGAUCCCUGUAAGUUGUUAUUGAUUCCCCCAGUCUUAACCCAGUAACAUCCAUAUUAAUAAUACGAUCACUUACAAGUUUUGAAUAAUGGCAGUAUUUAUUUUCAAAUAACAUAUAUGGUCACAUUUUCUUGUUGUUGUUGUUGUUGUUGUUGUUGAUGGUUUUGUUUAUGUCGGUAAGAAUGAGUUGUUCGGUGAAAAUUUAAAGAUAUUUGGAUGACUAAAAAUCGGAAAAAAUACAGAAAAGACUUUCCAGGCAAGGCUAGUAUUUCUGGUUUACAUUGUUAUUUACUAUAUUUGGUGUAGUUUGUUGAUAGGGGACUUGUAAUGCUAUACCAUUUAUGCAGUAACUAUUAAAACCUCAAGAGAAACCAAAGCCUGUUAGUGA
Messenger RNA from Priapulus caudatus, 3714 nucleotides. RefSeq names its product glycogen phosphorylase-like. Gene Ontology annotation, molecular function: glycogen phosphorylase activity; pyridoxal phosphate binding. Lineage: Eukaryota; Metazoa; Priapulida; Priapulimorpha; Priapulimorphida; Priapulidae. Gene Ontology annotation, biological process: glycogen catabolic process. The record is from RefSeq and is a predicted model, not a curated record. Gene Ontology annotation, cellular component: cytoplasm. The transcript is spliced from 18 exons. The coding region runs from base 109 to 2676 and encodes 855 amino acids.